AUGAAUCGAAAGAAAAAGAAUUUUGCCAAUUUACCAUCACUAGAACGCUCUCUGAAGACGGCCAUUUGGGAUUCUACGGAGCAAUCGAAACCAUAUGAUUCGAAGAAGGAUUGCUGGAUACCGGAUGCGGAAGAAGGUUUUAUCAAGGCUCAAAUUAAGGGCACUCAAGGAGAUGUCGUUGAUGUGGUUACAGGACGUGGAAAUGAGCUGAAAAUAAAAUCGGAACUUAUCCAAGAGAUGAAUCCGCCCAAGUUCGAGAAGACUGAAGACAUGUCGAAUUUGACGUUCUUGAACGAUGCA
Molecule: messenger RNA, 300 nt
Organism: Anisakis simplex (herring worm)
Lineage: Eukaryota; Metazoa; Nematoda; Chromadorea; Rhabditida; Anisakidae
Source: the annotation of a GenBank genome assembly